This is a messenger RNA of Fusarium vanettenii 77-13-4, 1821 nucleotides long. RefSeq lists its product as uncharacterized. The record is from RefSeq and is a predicted model, not a curated record. Gene Ontology annotation, molecular function: protein serine/threonine kinase activity; ATP binding; protein binding. The transcript is spliced from 4 exons. Gene Ontology annotation, biological process: mitotic DNA damage checkpoint signaling; protein phosphorylation. Gene Ontology annotation, cellular component: nucleus; cytoplasm. The coding region runs from base 1 to 1821 and encodes 606 amino acids. Lineage: Eukaryota; Fungi; Ascomycota; Sordariomycetes; Hypocreales; Nectriaceae.
AUGGCCACUCCAGCUAGCGAUUCGACAGAGUGGGAUCCUCUUGGCCCGAAUGCCCCUGCAGGAAACGCUCUUGUUGUGUUACGCCCCGAAAAUGCAGCUGCAAAACUCGCCUUUUCCGACGUUGUUGACUUUAUCAAGGAGCAAGACAACGAUGAUGGACACGGUCUUCGGUCUCGCUUCUCUCGAUACAUGUGGUUUUCCGAUGAACAAGUCUAUGAUCCCGCAGUUAACCGGCUCGUGAACCAUCAGCUCAAACUGUCGCUUGAUGGCUCAUCAUCGCCGUCAUCUGGCACCUCAAGCGACCACUUCUCGCAGGACGUCAGGAUCUGGACCGGCUUCUUCUUCCUCGAUCCAAACAUUCCACCACUUCUUCAGCGCUUGGGAUGGUCUGUGGGACGUCUUAGCCAGAAGAAUUUGGCCUUGGGAAGAGCAAAUGUCGACUUGCUGCUCACCACAAGCCGGAGCAGCCAAGUUGCUCGUAGACACGCUUUCAUCUCUUUCUCUGCUGAAACACGUCUAGCCCGAGUUUCUCUAGAGUCUGGGAGUUCGGUCACGAACUCGGUGUCCUUUGAAGAUCUCCGGUACACUCUUGAGUACACGCCGCACUGCCAUCGACCAGAAGGCCAAGCUGGUCUUGGAGAAUAUGUCAAUGCUCUUCACGGUGAUGACCAGCCCACUAAGGAGGCUCUCCUUGCAACUCCUACACCAACACUUAACUCUCAAACGAUAGGAAAGUAUUCUGUCACGGGCUUGAUUGGCAUGGGUUCGUUUGGUCGUGUCCGCCCUGCAACCGAUCCACAACGUGACCAAUUGGUGGCUAUCAAGACGAUUGAAGUCAGGGUCAACAAUGCCCAGGCUAUUCGUCGUAAACUUGACCUGAUGGACACUCUCUCGACGCUCGUCAAAGCAGAGAAGCAGACAAAGAUGCUGAGGGUUAUCGAAACCAUUCAUGUGCCAGGGACUCGAAUCGAUGAGUUCCACGUGAUACUAGAGCCAUUUGUCGAAAUCACCUUUGACAAGAUGCCGCAGGGAACUCAUCGUACCAAACUUGAAAUAAUUCUACGUGACUGUCUUCAGGGCCUUGCGUUUCUCCACGCACACCGCUUUGUACACACGGAUAUCAAGCCCACCAAUAUUGGCCUCCGGAACCUUCAACUGAACCAAUGCCACAAGGAGGCUCCGUCUUCUCCACCGUUCUCUCCCCGUCGUCUCCACGCCGUCAUCCUCGAUAUCGACUCGAUAGAGAGUAUUCCGCAAGGCAGAACCACGAUUGUUUCCCGCCCGGGAACGAACGGCACAGUGGGGUUUCACUCACCAGAGCAUGAAAGCUCAGAGUAUGACGGCAGGACCGACAUUUGGGCGUUGGGCGUCAGUUUCUUCAGGGUCCUCUUUGGCAGACUACCGUGGUCGUACGGGAAGCAAGGGAACCCGUGGAGAAAUGAUGCCCCUGAUCAAGAACAAUCGCGAGCCCACUUUCACUCCAAGUACAGGUCUGCGCUAUAUCAGAUAUCAGAGCAUGCCGGGGUCCAUAGAGACCCUGUUUGUGAUUUCUUGACCUACGCUUUUCGCUUCUCGGGUUCAAAGGUCGGUGGGCAGAGAAGACCGCGACCAACUGGUGCGGCCUGCUUGGAGACGCUGUUUGCACAGUCCGAGUUUCUUAGAACAAGGACCUCAAGCGAACAAGCUCUUGCAAGUACUCCGACGAGCACGUCAAACACCGGUGGAGCAAAGAGGCCAGCGGAGACUGAGAGUCGAGAGGGCCAGGUCCAACGACAACGAAGCGAAACAAAUUGCCCGAUGCAUGGGAAAAAUGAGACAUGA